AUGAAACUCCCACUCUCCCUCCUAGCCCUCAUCACCAUACAAAAUGCCCCAAUCAUCUCAGCAGCACCAGCAGACAACUGGAUCACAAAAUCCCACACCUCACCGCACGCAGUCGAAAUGUUCAAAACCGCCAUCGAGUGGAACGACAAGUACUGGGACAACGAAGCCGGCUACCUGAUUACCGCCAGCAGCAGUCGUGGCCGCUACGAUAGUCGCCACUCCGCCUGGUAUGCGACGCAAUUGCUGGCCAGGAACGGUCGGGGCGAUGUCGCCAGAGCAGUGCGCAUCUUCGACAAUGUCAAUUCCGGACAAUAUCUUGAUCCGUCGAAGCAGUGGUAUGGGGAUUAUCCACAGGCGCCUUCGGAGCCGGAGCCUGGGACGUUGGUUUAUCCUGAUGAUGGGCCAUAUAGUUCGUGGGAUCCCAAUAUUCGUGAUUUCGUUGGCUGUGCCUGGAUAGUCGCUUUAAACGACUACGGCCACCUGCUUCCGGCAGCGACAGUGUCCAAGAUAGAGAAGUCCCUGCACAUUGCAGCAAAGGGUGACCAGUACCGAGUUGGAGGCGUCGACGGCGACAACUCUUACCCUUGUUAUUCCAAUCCGUGGCUGAUGCGCACGAUCCUGCAGAACUGGGUUGGCGCACGAGUUGGAGAUGCGAACUUGACUCAAUCCGGCGAGAAGUUCGCACAGGAAAUUUACGAUCUCUGGAGUAUGCACCGUACAUUGUCAGAAUUCAAUUCCCCGACGUAUGCUGGCGUGGCUAUGUGGGCACUGUCUCUCUGGAAUCAAUACGGGACAAAGGACAGUUUGUUGAAAAAAUAUGGACCGGAGAUGCUGAGAUCCAGCUGGGACGAACUUGCACAGCUUUAUAACGCGAAUUUGAAGAAUCUCGCUGGGCCGUGGGAUCGGUCAUAUGGCUAUGACAUGAAUGAAUAUGCAUCGCUGAUUGGCGCCGUGAUUUGGGGCGUCGUUGGUCGAAAGAAGGCUCCUGUUCCUCAGCAGGAGCUGGGGAUGUAUCAUCAAGACGAUUUCGCGUUCUAUCCGCUGUUUGCCCUGUCUAUGCCGGAGAUGGUCAAGUCUUUGUCUGCAAAGACGAGGGCGAGUUUAACCGAGUUCCCUGGUGAACAUAUGUACACUUCGCAGGCGUACUCGCCGCCUUUUGAUACGUACCCUCGCAAUAUCACUGCCUGGAUAUCCAAGGACGUGACUAUUGGCGCGGAAACUGUUGCCGAGACGGUUGUUGGAGGGCCCAGUAUCAAUCCCAGUCAGUUCAAUCCGGCUGUUAUUCAGUGGGCUAUUGAUGAGGGCAAGAUUGGAUGCAUUACCCACUGGGUUACGCAGUCAUCUAUUGAUGCUGUCGCUGCGCCGCGGUCUCUGAAUAUCUCCUAUCCAAAUGCAACAUCCAGCGAUGAUCCGGUGGCUUUCACUUUCCUUUUCAGUGGCCUCACUGUUAACAAUGGUGUCAAUGUGACUGGAUUGGAAGGCCUUCCUGGCUUGGAUGUCAGGGUUACAACCAAUGCUUUGUCGGAUUACACGAUCACAUACAACACCGAUCACUCGGUCAAUGAGUUCGUGUUCUAUAACAUCACAUAUACGAUGCCCGAAAGCUUCAUAGGUGUACCAUACGUGUCUCUCGAGAUAAUUUGA
Molecule: messenger RNA, 1644 nt
Organism: Penicillium bovifimosum
Lineage: Eukaryota; Fungi; Ascomycota; Eurotiomycetes; Eurotiales; Aspergillaceae
Exons: 2
Coding region: 1-1644 (547 amino acids)
Source: RefSeq, a predicted model, not a curated record